UUUCUGGGAGUCCAAGUCUUCGGCCAGGAUGUCUUUCGAUUAGUUGCCAACUGCUAGUUGGCCAAGAAAGUUCGCCAUGGCUUACCUCGCACUCGUUCUUAUCGCCACUCUGGCACUGGGAGACUUGAGUCUCUCGAAGCCAUCGGAGCCGGAGAAGAUUCUGGCCUCCUUGUCCCAGCUGAGACAGAGCAGCUUUCUAGACUGGAUCCAGUCGAUCCUGGGCCCCGAAGUUCCCGCCGAGUGGAGCAUUCCGGCCAAGAGAGACUGCGCCGAAUGCUCUUGCGGUAACAUCAAUACCCGCCACAGGAUCGUGGGCGGGCAGGAGACGGAGGUGCACGAGUAUCCCUGGAUGAUCAUGCUGAUGUGGUUCGGCAACUUCUACUGCGGCGCCUCCCUGGUGAACGACCAGUACGCCGUAACGGCUGCCCACUGCGUUAAUGGCUUCUACCACCGCCUCAUCACGGUUCGCCUCCUGGAGCACAACCGGCAAGACAGCCACGUGAAGAUCGUAGACCGCAGAGUGUCCAGGGUGCUGGUUCACCCCAACUACAGCACACGCAACUUCGACAGCGACAUCGCCCUGAUCCGAUUCAACGAGCCAGUGCGCCUAGGCAUCGACAUGCACCCGGUCUGCCUGCCCACUGCCAGCGAGGACUACGCUGGGCAGACAGCUGUGGUAACUGGGUGGGGCGCCCUGAGUGAGGGCGGUCCUGUCUCCGACACCCUCCAGGAGGUGGAGGUGCCCAUUCUCAGCCAGCGCGAGUGCAAGGACAGCAACUACGGCGAGUCCAAGAUCACCGAGAACAUGAUCUGUGCCGGCUAUGUGGACCAGGGCGGAAAGGACUCCUGUCAGGGCGACAGCGGCGGUCCCAUGCAUGUCCGGGGCUCCGGGGAGGCCUACCAGCUGGCCGGCGUUGUUUCCUGGGGUGAGGGUUGUGCCAAGCCCAAUGCCCCGGGUGUCUACACUCGGGUGGGCAACUUCAACGACUGGAUCCAGGAGAACACCAGAGACGCCUGCUCCUGUGCCCAGCCAGAGUCUACGGAGUCCUCCAUGAACACCACCGAGCAGGGCGAGCCGCAGCAGAAUACCUCCCCCGGAGAAGCAGAUCCGGAAGUGGAAGAGGCCAACAAAUUGGUUUGAAAUCUAAUAAACUUUUUUUUAAA
Drosophila bipectinata is the source of this 1164-nucleotide messenger RNA. RefSeq names its product trypsin-1. The record is from RefSeq and is a predicted model, not a curated record. Gene Ontology annotation, molecular function: serine-type endopeptidase activity. Gene Ontology annotation, biological process: proteolysis. Lineage: Eukaryota; Metazoa; Arthropoda; Insecta; Diptera; Drosophilidae.